Messenger RNA from Emiliania huxleyi CCMP1516, 1514 nucleotides. RefSeq lists its product as hypothetical. Gene Ontology annotation, cellular component: membrane. Lineage: Eukaryota; Haptophyta; Isochrysidales; Noelaerhabdaceae. Gene Ontology annotation, molecular function: ABC-type transporter activity. The transcript has 11 exons. The record is from RefSeq and is a predicted model, not a curated record. The annotation marks the transcript as partial.
GCGCGGCCGAGGAGAAGGGAGUGUCUCCUUGCGACCGGCAGGUAGUUGCUCACACGACUGAGCUUGCCACGCAGGCGCGGCUGCGCGGCCUGCCGCGCCACGAGUACUUCUUCGAGGUGGAGCUGCUGCCGCAGCGGGCAGCGGCCGAUGCCGGCGCCGGCGGCGUGGCGACUGGCGUGGCGACGGGCGGCGGGGCGGGCGGCGGGGCGGGCGGCGGGGCGGUGCCGUUUGUGGGAGAGGCGGAGGAGGCGGUGGAGGCGGUGGCGCUGGUGGUGGAGGAGGAGAGCGAGGCGGCGGUGCUGCAGGAGCUGCUGCUUCGCUCGCUGCUCUUCGCCGGCUCCCUCGUCGUGCGGCGGCAGCUGCGCGGCUUCCUUGCCGCCGACCUGCUCCCCGAGCAGCGCACGCUCCCCCCGCUGCUGCUGCUGGCCGCCCUCUACGCGCUGCCCCUCCCCCUCGUGCUCGGCCUGGCGCUGCCCCUCCCCCUCGUGCUCAGCCUGGCGCUGCCCCUCCCCCUCGUGCUCAGCCUGGCGCUGCCCCUCCCCCUCGUGCUCGGCCUGGCGCUGCCCCUCCCCCUCGUGCUCGGCCUGGCGCUGCCCCUCCCCCUCGUGCUCAGCUUGGCACUCCUCCUCUACCUCCCCGUCGCCACCGACGCCGCCCGCCACACCGCCACCGCCUCGUGGGGCGCCGCCUGGCUGCCGCGCUCGGUCCUGCUCGUGCUCGCGGCGUCGCCGCCGCUGCUCCUCAUCAUCGACGACGGGGGGGGCGGGGGGAUGCGGCAGGCCUGGGACGCCGAGGCCGGGAGCCUCCGCCACGCAGCUCUCUACGCCGAGCCGGGGUACUACGUGGCGGGCGACUCCGGGCUCACGCUGCCUCUCCCAGCCACGUUCGGGCUGUGGGGGGGCGAGGAGAGGGCGACCGGCAUCACCGUGGCUCACUGGUCGCACUCUUCCACGCGGAGACCGCUGUGCUGGUCGUGGCGGCGGCGUGGGAGGUGCUCCUUGCCUUUUGUGGGCGCCCUCUUCGUCACGCCGCUGCUGCUCGAGCGAGAGUCGGGCUCCAAGCAGAUGCAGUUCGUCUCUGGCGUCGGCCCCGUCGCCUACUGGGUCUCCUCCUGGCUCUGGGACGCGGCCCUCUACGCCGCCGUCCUCCUCGCCACCCUCGCCGUGCUGUGCGUGGCGCGCGGCGUCGUGCCGGCGGCCGCAAAGGCGUUCGCGGGCUCAGCGGAGGUGCUCGGCGCCACCGCGCUGUCGCUCGGCCUGUUUGGGUUCGCCGCGGUGCCCUUCGCCUCCGCCUCCUCCUUCUUCUUCUCGUCGCCCUCGUCCGGGCUGAUUGCGCUCAUCGCCUUCCACUUUGUGUCGGGCUUCGGCCUCGUCAUCGCCAACUUCAUCCUCUCCUUCAUCGACUCGACCGCGGACGCCAACGAGCAGCUGCAGCCCCUCUACCGCCUCUUCCCCGCCUUUUGCCUCGGCGACGCCUUUUACACGCUCGCCAUGCGCGACGCCACCCGCGCGCUC